Messenger RNA from Aspergillus steynii IBT 23096, 1134 nucleotides. Its product is annotated as putative serine/threonine protein kinase. Bases 1 to 1134 code for a protein of 377 amino acids. The transcript is spliced from 2 exons. Gene Ontology annotation, molecular function: protein kinase activity; ATP binding. The record is from RefSeq and is a predicted model, not a curated record. NCBI's taxonomy places the organism in Eukaryota, Fungi, Ascomycota, Eurotiomycetes, Eurotiales, Aspergillaceae. Gene Ontology annotation, biological process: protein phosphorylation.
AUGGCUCACAAGCUUCACCUCAAGAGGCUACGGCCUUCAACCCCAAAGCAACGAACCUCUAUCCGCAACACUCCAAAACUCAAGGAUGAGUUUAGUUCUUCGAUAAAGCUCGGCCACGGGGCCUCCGGCACAGUCUACCUCAUGUACGAGAGACACAGCCAGAAGCCUCGCGCAGUAAAGGAGGUAGGUAAGGACAGCGACGAAACGAGGGAGGAUUACGCAACCCGAGUCUACAAGGAGUUCGAGCUCGCCAGCAAGUUGCAUCAUCCCAACGUGGUCGAAACCCUCCGGCUCUGUUCUCGCAGCCGUCGCUUGUGCAUCGUCAUGGAGCACUGUGCCAACGGCGAGGUCUUCGAUCAAGUCGAGGGCGAGCAUCUCACGGAGAGCGAGAAGCUAUGCCUCUUCAAGCAGCUUCUUCACGGUGUGGAGUACCUGCACAGCCAGGGCGUCGCCCACCGCGACAUCAAGAUGGAGAACCUCCUCCUCAACGAAGCCGGACAUCUCAAAAUCGCCGACUUCGGACUUUCGACGACUGGGAAUCGCGCUUACGGUACCAGCGCCCUCACCAGAUGCGUGACCCGAUGUGGCACGCCGCAUAUUACACCGCCCGAGGUCAUGAGAAAGACAGGGUUCUAUGACGGUCGGGCAUACGACGUCUGGUCGUGUGCCAUGACCCUGCUGAUCAUGCUUUCCCCUACCAUCGGGCAAUGGGAAACCGCCACCCCCAGCGACAGAUUUUACGCUCAUUACAUGAAGAAAUGGGCCCCUUACAAUAAAUCCUUUUGGGACACCCUUCCCGACUGGGUGUCGGACGCCGAAACUCGACAUUUCGGCCCCAACUUCUACGCCAUUCCGGACCGGCACCUUCGACGUCUCCUGCUCAAAAUGCUGCACCCGGACCCUGCCAAACGCCUCACUAUCUCCCAGGCGUUGGACCACCCCUUCGUCCGCGGAAUAGAGUGCUGCUGCCGCGUGCCAAAUAGCAGAGACCAGUGCCCCCCUGCUCGACAUUAUCACGGACCGCCUGCGCGCUCGCCGAGCCCCUCCCCUGCCCCCUCGCCGAGCCCGGUGCGGUUUCCGUUAAAUAUCCGCUGGAACGGAUGGGGAAGGACCAGAGAAGGUGAGAAUGUGUAA